Vicugna pacos (alpaca) is the source of this 8289-nucleotide messenger RNA. The record is from RefSeq and is a predicted model, not a curated record. Lineage: Eukaryota; Metazoa; Chordata; Mammalia; Artiodactyla; Camelidae.
UGACUGCAAAGAAAAUGCACAUAUUACCAUGAAGGGAAGUAUUUGUAUAAUUCUCAAAAUCAAUCAGAUUAUCUAGUAAAAGAUAUUUUGGGAAUAACUAGUGAAAAAUAAGUUCUUAUUUCUGAAGUAUUUAAUAAUGAAAAAAGGAGACAUUCAAGGGAAAAGUCACUUAAAAGAGAAAAAUAAUCUGUUCAUUUUUAAAUUUUAGGAGCAUUUUGAACAAUGUAACUAAUGUUUUCCCUGUCAAGUUGGUAGCAAUAAUUUGGAGCCCAAUUUGUAGUUGGUCCCUGAAGUGUAGUAUAGUUCUUUAUAAAAUAAGUUUUUCACUUAAUUACAGCCCCUUUUUAAUAUGCCCCUUUGUCUUUCCCAUGUUAUUUUUUAUCUUUGCUGGUUUUUUUUUUUUUUAAUAAUUUGUGUGUCUUUCUGGAUUGUCUGAAAUCCGCCAGAAAUGAUGAGGGUUGACGUGUAGACUGAUGAUUAAUAGCAGUGAGUGAACUAGAGUAGUGAGUGUUUGCUGAGCUCUCGCUGUGAAGAAGCGCACGCAGUCAGGGCAUCUGUGUCGCUGACUGCCUUGUUGGCAGAGCGUCGUUCGGAUGAAGAUUCAGAGAGGGACAGCCUGGGCUCGGGGUUGCACAGAAUACAUCUGAGUUUAUACACAACAUAAAUGUUAGAUUUAUGUAUCUCUGUGUUUAAUGUAGUGAGUAGUAUGUUUAUAUUUUAUAAUAAAUGUUACAUAAAAAUUACAUAUAAAGUAAUUUAUAUUAUAAAAGCAAAUAGCUAACUGUAUUUUUUUUCUUUCAGAAUUUAAAUGAAUAUGUUGAAGCAUUAAUUACCUUGAAGCAAAAAAUCAUUAAUACAGAUAAUUUGUUAACAGAAUAUCAGAAGAAAUGUGAUGAGCUGCAGUUUGCAAGAAGAGAGAAUAGUACUCUGCAUCACCAAGUGGAACAGAUGCUUCAAAAAAUUUCUCCUCUGCAGAAAUGUCAGGAAGAACUAGGAUCUUUAAAAGCAGAGCUAGAAGAGAAAAAGAGCUCUCUGAAGUUGUACCAGAACACGCAUCAGGAGUACGCCCGUGUGAAGGAGGAGUGCUUGAAAACUGAUGCUCAGAGGAAGAAACUAGAAGCCAAGGUGAAGAAGCUGGAAGAGGCUGCCGUCAAGCAAACUCAGGACUUCAAGCAACUGAGGAACGAAAAGAAAAUGCUCGAAAAGGAGUUUAAGAAGACACAGGAAAGGCUGGAUGAAUUUUCUAAACAGAAACAUGAGAAGGAACUGAGACACAUUGGAACACAGAUUUCAAGUGAUUCUUACGGAAGUAUCGAUAAGAGAAAAGUAAAACUGCUUCUGAAGGAACUCUGGCUCUGUGUAAACACAACACGCAGACUACCUGGUGAAGGCAGAGGAUGUGUCCCAGAAAAAUCUGCCAUAGGAAACCCCAGAGCCAUCGAGCCUGGGGGAGACGGUGCGCCCCCUCCUGCAGGGGCUGGCCCUCUCGGCACCUCUGCCGUGCAGACUUGCCUGGCGGAGCUGUCCAUGGAGGUAGAAGGCCGCUUCCCCCCGCGUGAGGAGCCAGGUGGGGCCGCGUCCCGGGACGGCGGUGGUUUCAAAGAGGACCGCAAUCCAGGGGCCUUGCCGCAGAGGAAUGAUAGCUCUGCUGACGUUCCUGAUCACGACCGAUGCUUUGAUGAGGAUCUGCAGGCCGCAGUUGACUUCUUCAAGCUCCCCCCUCCUCUUCUGUCUCCGGUGCCAUCACCCCCUUUGGUGUCACCACACCCGGGUGCCCUGCGUACUUCGCUCGUGUCCGAAGCCUACUUUGAAGAGUGUACAGAUUCCAGUGACAAUGACUUGGCCCCACAUAGAGUUUCUGCUGAGUCCGUUUCAGAAGAUGAUGCACCUGAAUCACGGGAUUCUUUUAACUCACCUGGAAAAAGUAAAGGAAGUGGGCCAUGGGAGGAAAGACUCAGAUCACACGAAGCCACCCAAGCUCCAAAUGCACUGGAAGUCAGUGAAGUGACCGCUGUCGGGCUUGGGACAUUUACAGCAACCCUGGGAGAGCCUUCAGCCACCGUCUCCUUCGCUCGUGAGGAGCGCUGGGCCAUGUCACCCGAGUUCAUGAGCCAUAGAGGAAGGGGCGUUUUAGGUGAGGUGACGAGGCAGAGAGAGGGUCGGGAGAUGGACUGGUCGGUGCACCCAGAGAAGACCCGCCAUAACCCCCCGGGCAGCGAGCGUGUGGAGAGGCUUUUGGGCAGCCUGGCUCGAGAGGAGGGAGCGGCGCUCGGGACGGCAGGCCUGCGUCGUUCUCCGCUUGGCUCGAGGCUGUGGAAUGAGCCCAAUGCAUCUGAAGGAAACACCCUGGGGCCCAGAGUGCUAGGGUCACCCACGCCCGGGUGGGCCAAGUGGACGCUGGCGGAUGGAGUCCCUUCUCAGCCCGGCCGCCUGUCAGUCUCUGGCCGUCCUCAGGGCCUGUGUAGAGGACUGGAGGAGCAGAGAGAAGGCCUGCGAGGGCUCGUCUCAGGAGCCGCCCCUGCGCCCGGGGCGGCGGGGGCCGCGCUGCUGGCAGCGGGGCUCGGUGUCGAAGACGAGGUGUCUUCCUCUUCGGCCUCGAUAGCCUCGUCUCUCUGUGGUCACCUCGGGUCUCCCUGUGAUUUGGAGGAUGUCGAUGACACCUGUCUUCCCACUGAGGUGGACCUUCCCGAGCUGCGUCCGUCUGAACAAAGAUUACAGGCCGCCACGUCAAACACGUUCCAGGUGCGUCCUGAGCCCUCGGAGCAUCCUGGAGGAGACGGCGCUCUGGAGAACAGCUUCCGAGCUUUCAGUCCGGUGUCGCGGGCACCUGAUUUUCACGGCCAAAGGAGCGAUGAGGUAGGAUGUGCGACCCUCUUAAAAGGCACGAACGAAGUCUGCUCCCUUCCUCAGCUGGGAUUCAUGGGAGCCGUGAGAGGCGGGCUGUGUGAGAGUCGAAGUCCAAGGGCCGCGCUCACGCCGAGUCGGUCAGAUUUGACGUCGUUGGCAGGACUUCAGUCUGGCUCGAUGGGGAGUGGCUUCGGCUUCGUUAAAAACACUUCGUGGCGCCACAACGAUCUGUUACGGCGAAGUGGUGCAGAAAGACUGAGUGCUUCGCCUGAACGUGAACAGGCCAGACGUCAGUUACAGGAGGUGGUGUCCCCCCCAGAGAACAGGGCGUCGGCGUCCGAGCCGGAACGCACUGGAGAGGGUCACAGUCCUGUGGCAUUCAGGGCCACAGCGCCCUUGUUGCCGAACCAGGUGUCAGUAAUCACAAAGCAGACACGGCCUGAGACCACGCAGAAUGCUGGAUGGGAGCCCACGAGACCAGCUCGGACGGAGCCUCCCCUGGCAGCAGAUGCUACUGGUGGGGCUGGUCGUGUGUCACCCCGAGCACGACGCGGAGGGAGUGAGCCCACAGCACAGGAAAGCAGGGAGGCAGCUGCUGCAGAGAGGACCUCACCAGGCGUUUCCACCUCCUUGAGGAAAUUAGAUUUUAAUUCUCUGAGUGGUUCUUUACCAGUAGAAAAUCCUUGUUGUCCCGCAAAUAGUAAAUUAUCUUUCACUUCUGAAAACAUCCCGGUCCCAAACCAAGACAUGGUGACGGAAGCCAGGGGGCAGGAGGAGGUGCAGAAGCAGAGUCCGCGUCUUCCUGCCCCUAGUGUGGACUCAUCCAGGUUGGAUGUGGAGAAAAUUCCAGCCGCAGAGGUGACACUAUCAAGAGCUUUUCCUGGUGGAGAAAUACCCACCGGAGACGCAGUCAGGUCUGGCGGGGAGGCCCCGGCCAUCUCAAAGGACCCGCCUGCUGUGCAGCACUGCCCGCAGGAGCGUCUGCCAGCUCAGACCCCUGGUGGUGCUUCUCCUGAUGGGGUGGGCACCGCAGAUCCUGUUUUUUCCCCAGUAUUGGGCAGGAGAGGUGAAGAGAAAUGCUCUGUCCCCCAGAGCAGCCUUCCUGGUACCCUGUGCUGUUACACGGGCAUCCGGGAGGUGGCAGGUGGCGACACUGAGGUGGAGGAGAGUGAGGCGCCCAGCUGCAGUGAGGGCGAGAAUGAGCCUGAGGCCGCGGUGGAGCAGGGGCGGCCAGAGUUAGCAGCUCCGGGGGCCGCUGCGGCCGCGCCCAGACCUUCCACGGAGGUGGGCUAUCUGACCUCAGCUCUGCGAGACUUUAACAUCAGCGCUCUUUCUGAGAUGGACAGACUUUCCACGUCAGAGGUCGUGAUGUUUCUUGAAAGUUGUCAGCUAAGAGAUUAUAGUUCAGGGGACUCUGUUUCAGAAUGUUCUAGCAAAGGAACCCGAAAUAAAGGAGUGAACAAGGAAUUAAAGCAAAGCGAACCAUCAGGAGACAUGUACGGAAAGCAACUCUGUGAAGAAGAAACGCUCGAGACUUCUGAGGAGUGGGUCGAAUCCGAGGAGGAGGACGGUCCUUUGAGGAGCCCCAGUCGGCUGGCGCAGUGCUCCUUGGAGACGCUGUCCGAAGUGCUCACUAGGAUGGGGCGGGAGCUGCGGACUCCCUGCGAGGAUGCUGACGAGGGAGACGCUGCUGAGGUGCUGCUCUUAAAUGUGCAUGACAGCGUGACAGCCGAGCAUGCGGAAGAGCCGGUUCCGCCUCAGGAAACCGCCAGCUUGUCCCCACAGCCUUCAGCUGUGCCCCCACCAGGGGCCGGCUCUGACUCCUCGGUCCCUUCUCCCACCAGUGGCGGAGCUGACCACGAAAACACCCGAGGCAGAUCCGAGGGCCACUUGGAUGUGAUCAGGUCUGUAGACGGCGGAGAGGAGGUCCCGCUGGAACCCGCAGACCCCCUGCUCCUGUGCGCUGACUCCGGAGCGGGGGAAGGGGAAGCGGCGUUUCAGUGUCAGAUCUCUACGGUGACCUCCGAAAUUAUCAACGUGCUGAUAAAUAAGGAUCACAACCUCGUCAUUGAAAAGGGGGACAACUGGACCAUCAUCAAUAGUGUGGCUCUCAUGCCGAAUGUGGACCAGGUUAUACUGUGUGAUGCUCUUGAAGACGCCCCUGUCUCCCCGGAUCCAGAGGGGCAGGGGGCUGGCUUCAUUUCAGUUCCUUCUGCGGAGCAGUCCCCCGAGACCGGGCACCCUGGCCCUCCCUUUCCGGAGCUCCAGGGUGGCAGUCACGUGCCGGGUACCCAGGAGGACAUUUCAAGCAGUGGGCAGAAUACUAACUUUGAUAAAAGUCGUUUGCGGAAUAGACCUGUUAAACCUAGCGUAAGGAUUAGCUCUGAGAUAUACGAUCAAAACUUUGACUCUCAGACCGUUCAGUCUGAUCACACUUACUAUAACUCGAAACUAGAGCCAUUCAGCAAAAAUAAGAAUCGAUCAAAGGUUUCUAACAAAGAUCAGUCAAACAAACCAGUGAAGACUUCAGCAUCAAGCCGGGUUGAAACUACUCAAAGUGAAGAUGCUCCACCACUUUCAGGGGAAAGAGGCAACGCAAAGGCUCCGAGGAGUCAGACGCAGACCAUUCUGGCCAACGCUGACACCUCCACGCCCGCGGACUGCGGUGCUGAGACGCUGAGUAAAAUACGGCAGGAGGUGGGGCCUCCCCUGCCCCCCUUGCUUGCUCCUCUGAUAGCCACGCCUCCAAGGGCCUCACUGCCGGCCUCCCCACUGAUUUCAAGCUCCAGCCCUUCCUCUCCCCUCUCUCCUGCCGGCCAGGCCUCUCCCCUGGCUGAGAUCCCAGUGCCUCCUGUGAUGUCCCCUUUGCCGGAGGAGCCAGGGCGCCUCUCUCCUCCCCGCACGUCCCCGUCCCCGUCCACUGCACCGGCCAGCGAGAGGGUCUUGUCAUCUCCUCUGCAGUUUUGUGCUGCGACCCCAAAGCACGCCCUCCCCGUGCCUGGUCGCCUCCCUGCCUUCGCACCUGCCCACCCUGCGGUGGCAGCGCCCCCGGAGAACUCCGUGAAGAUCCUGGACACCAUGUACCCAGAGCUGUCCGCCCGCGCCCGCACCCUCAGCAUCCUCAAGGGGAACGUCCAGCUUGCUCGGGGGCCCCCGGCCGACGGCAGGAGCGGCCCCGGGCCUGUCAGCGCCAUCGCCGGCUUCAAAGCGAUCACUUCUGCCGCAACCGCCUUUGUUAAAACAGGGGGCAGCGCUGGAACUGACUGUAAGCACGGUCAGCCGAGGGACGUAGGACAGGAUUCCGGCGGGAAGAGGACUCUGUCGGCGCCCUCGCUGAGAAGCGCUAAAAGGCUGCGCCUGGAUGGCGUGUCCCCCGAACCGGAACCCACCGCAGAAGGAGUCAACGGGGACCCCCGAAAGGACCUCUCUCAGGCUGAAGCUGUGAGGACAGAGGAGGAGAGUUCUCUCCCGGCCGCCAGUACGGCUUCACAGGUGCCUCUGAACCCCAAAGAAACCGUGGAGUCCCACGACCGAGCCAUAGCCGACGCCCUGAGGAAGAUUGCAGAGUCGUCCUUUGACCUGCUACCUGUCAUUCGCAGUCAUGUGUAUGUGGGGAACAUCUCCAAAAAGCCUGUGAUGAGAGAUCAAGAGAAGGACGUUGUUUAUGAAUUCAGCACAACCAAAAAGCAUUUAGCAGAGUGCUUGCUUCACUCUAUUCUCUCAGAACUGAAAACUCAGAAGACUUCCGUGGAGCACAGCUACAUCCACGCCCUCUGCAGGGUGUACGUGGGCAUCUGCCGGCAGCUGGGGGACUUGGAGAGGGCGCGCUUGUUUUGCUACAGCCUGCUCAAGGAGGAUUUUCCAGAGUCUGAAAAACUGACUUUGUUCAUCGCGAACAUGUGGCAUGAUGUGUUUAUCUCUCAGUCGGUGAUCAACAAGGCGAUGCAGUUAGUGGCCAGGCAGCGCGCAAAGGGGGAGGUUCUGAACUGCUUGCGAGCCUUCCUCAACUGGGAAAAGAAUGCGCCUAUAGAUGUUGGCAUCAUGGUUUCGAAGCUGCUUUUGACCAUACAGUUAUGUCCAAAGACGGAAUUUCAGACCAGUGAGCGGUUUGGGGAAGACCUGAGUGAUAACACAUGGGAGUACAUCUGUGCCAUCGACCUGCUCUGCUGCCAUCAGAAGUGGAUCUGGACCCACGACAACAUCAUAAGUAAGGAGCUGUGGCCUGUGAUGGACAAGUGGAUAAAGUACAGGAAAGGCCAUGCAAACAUCGCCUACACUCCGGACAUUAUAAUAGCAUCGAUCCUGAGGCUCAUUGGUCGUUUAGGCCAAUUGGGUUUGAAGGAGGGGUUUCCAUCUGCUGUGAAAAAUAUUAGUGCGGUUAUUGGUAUGUUUAUACAGCAUGCCCAGGAUGAAGAUAUACCGUGGGGUAUACAGCUGGCAGCCGUGUACGCUCUGUGUGACCUGAGUCCCAGCAAUCCUGCGGAAAUAUCCAAGAUCCUGGAAGCCUGGCGCAGAGAGACGGCGCACAGCGUGCCCUCGGCCGUGGUCGGCUACCUGCAGGAGGUCAGCGCGCUGUGCGCCGACGAGCUGGCCUGACCCGGCUCGCGCCUGGAGAAGUGCCUUCCCGCGUCCCGGCGGGAGCAGAUCAGUCCGCGUCAGGAUGCAGACCAAGGUUGCAGAGAACGAGACCUGAGGGAGAAAAAGGCGCCGAGAGGCUCUCCUCUCUGUGGCAGAGGCAGGGGAGCGCACAGAGGCUGUUUUCCCCCAGACCACAUACAUCUCAUCAGUGAUCUUGUGACGUAUGCAUUGUGUUUCGUUGUGUCUUGGUCAAACAACAAAAACUUGAACUUAGCCCUUUUUUUGCUGCAGAAAGUGUCCUUUUAGUCGCUUUUUAAAAUUGAGUGGCAUUUUGUAAUGAAUUUAAUAUAAAAACAUUGAUUUGGUUCCUGAGCCAAUUUUGGACUUUGUGCCCAAAUGACUGACUAGGAAAAAAUGAGGUGGCCCAAAAGCUGGGAGGCCCGUCUGCUGUCUUAGCUGGAAAUGGGCUGCAGAGUUCCCCUCCAGGUGUCGUGCGCAGCUGAUCAGAGUAAAUAAAACAGGGAGAGCCUUUAGAAACCCACGUUAGUGCAUUUCUUCAUAUCUCUAAAGUCCUUAAAAAUAUUUAACUACGUGUCAGGAAAAGGAGCAGAGCAGACGUCCCCGCGGGCGCCUGCGUGAGCGUGUGCAGACAGGCGCCGGCGGGCACGCCCCUGCGCGCGCCGUGUGCACGUGAGCAGCUAUGAUGUGUCUCACAUUUGAUGGUGUUCCACUUUCGGAAUUUUAGUGUUUGUACAUAGAAAUGGGUUUAAUAACUCACCAUGGUCCUGAUUGUCGUAUUUUCAUCAUUUCUUAAAACUCUUGUAUGUGUUUUUUAUAAUAAAAAAUAAAAGUAAGCCAUGCACA